Diachasma alloeum is the source of this 3259-nucleotide messenger RNA. RefSeq names its product TBC1 domain family member 31. Gene Ontology annotation, molecular function: protein binding. Lineage: Eukaryota; Metazoa; Arthropoda; Insecta; Hymenoptera; Braconidae. The transcript is spliced from 4 exons. Bases 278 to 2623 code for a protein of 781 amino acids. The record is from RefSeq and is a predicted model, not a curated record. Gene Ontology annotation, cellular component: centrosome.
UCAGUGCGGUCUUCCGAGUCCUUCGAAACCUUUCCCAACUCCCAGCCCUAAAACCACAUUACCAGAUAAAUUCACAAAAUUGUCUUCCUGCAGAAGCAAUUGUGGCCAUUCCCCGCGAAAAAAGCCUCGAAAAACUUAAUCAGCGUUAAAAAACUGAUUCAUUCAAAUAGUCUAUUUGAAUCAGGACGCACGCCAUUGCCGUCGCCAUGGAUACGCGUCAGUGACUCCAAAACAUCAACAGAAACCAUAACCCCUCAAAAACAAACUCAGUGGUGAAAUGAUCCCCGAGUGUUCCUCGAAGCUCCAAAAAAUCGGUCGUGAAAAGUACAAAUUAACCCUGAAAAACCCCUCAAAGUGCCUUCUCCGCAAGAACUUUCAACACAUAACCUUCCGCGAGGACGAAGAGACGCUGAUAGCAAUCGAUACAAAAGGGGUGAGCUACCAGCUCCACCUGAUAUCUGGCGACUGGUGGGUAAAAAAACUAGGCCCAGUGGGUCAAUCCACCUUCGUCUCCUUCAGCCCGAUCCAAAAAAACGAGUUAAUCAUCGGUUUAACCUCAAAAGACAUAAAACUCCUCAACUCAAACGACUUCUCCCCCCAAAAGUACUGCCUCCUCAAGGCGCACCAGGUCCCCCCGACCUGGAUCUCCUUCUACAAAAACUACUGUCUCACAGCCUCUCGAAAAGAGGCGGUAAUAUGGGACCUGGAGACAGCGAAAAAAAUCCACCAAUUGCGACUGGAGACGAAGGAGUCCUCGAUAAAAAAGGCCCUCAUCUCCCCAAACGGAGUGAUCGUAGUCCUCUACGACACCGAUGUCAUUCAGUCCUGGCUCUUCGAGCUAUUCUCCUCCGAGAACCGCAUAUCGAUAAACCAAAAUGGCGUCCGCAACGCCAAAGACUUUAUCUUCACGGAAAACGGCAGAUCUAUAGUAAUUUGCGGUGGCAAACGUAGAAUUCUGAUUUACAACACAAAAUCCUGGAGUUUGACGUGUAAAUUCGAGUUGCCGGACGGCAAUUCAGUGGCAAGAAGGCUGUUUGCCGUUCCUCAGGUGGUGGACUACAGCUGUAAAAUGGUGGCCAUUUUGUUUGAAGAUGGCCGCCUGCGGUUUUUCGAUCUAUCGAAGAGGUGUUUUGUGCCGACUUUGGAGGGGCCUUUGGCGGGAAUCAGGAAGGCUGUCGUGUCCCCCGGGGGUCAGUGGCUGGCGACCAUCACCUUCGAUGGCUCCCUGGUGCUAUCCUCCGUCGAUAACCUCGUUAAACCCUCCCCGAAGUCUCCCAAGGCCCUCAAAUCGGCGCAAAUCCAGUCUCACGGAGUUCACGAUCACCUGAAAUGCGUGAGAAGCGGAUUCCAGGUGGAGCUUGAGUUGAAACGACUCCGGCCGAUUCUCAAGGAGUUCGGGGAAUACCCCGAGCGCCACAGGGCCCUCAUCUGGAAGACUCUCCUCAGGCUCCCGGAGAAUAGGCCUGAGUAUCUCGGUUUGUCCGAGAAGACUCUUCUCGAGACUGAAGUUGAGAUGCUGAGGGAGUGGAAGCUCGCCGAUAAGAGCAGGGAGAUGCUGCUCUCGGUGACGAUUGAGAGGCUGAUUCAGUUCUGUCCGCUCUUGGGGCAGACGGCGUUUCUACCGGAGCUCGUUUUUCCGUUUAUCGUGGCCUUUCGGAGGGAUCCCAUCGCCGGGUUCGAGGCGGUGCUCGUGGUGUUGUGGAACUUCUGUCAGAAGUGGUUCGAGUAUCAUCCUCUGCCGCCCAUCAACGUCCUGGGGAUCGUUGAGAACAUCCUCGGGGAAGUUGACCCCCAGUUGCUGGAGUUUUACUGUCAACGUGGCGUCACUUCGACUGAGUACGCCUGGCCGCUACUGAAGACCAGUCUCAGCGAAGUGUUGGCGGGACGGGAGUGGAUGAUACUGUGGGACCAUCUGAUAACCAUUGGGCGACCGUCCAUGCUGAUACUCUGCGUUGUGGCGUACAGCGUGUGUAAUAGGGAGGCCAUUGUGGGGAUUUUGGAGGAUAAGGAGGACUUCCAGGUGUUCUUUGGAACGCAGGGGCCCGUCUCGGCGAGGAAGAUCAUUAGGGUGGCGGAGAGAAUUGACAGGGAAGUCUCGGAGAAGAAUCACCCCAGGAUGUACUUGAGAGACAAUCUGAAAUUUCUACCUGCAAGUGGACCCUAUCCACCAUUUCUCCUCAAGGAAUAUCCCAAAUUCUUGAUUGGAAAUUUGGGAAAUGUGAAGCAAUUGUUGGACAUGAAGCAGGAGGAAUUGCUAGUGAAGGAAGAGAGGAGAAAAAUGGCUAGAGAGUUGGAGGAGAAAAAAUUGAAGGAAGAAAGCGAAAAUUUUCUACAAGAGAUCCACCAGAAGAGACUUCAUGAGCUUCAAAAGUGUUACAACGAGCAGCUGAAAUUAACAAAGAUGAAUUUGGAUUCCGAACGCGAUAAAUUAACAAAAUUAUCGUCUGAGACUCUUCUGCAUCCAACGAAGAAUGUAACUUCAAAACCUAGAAGUGCCAAAAGCAAAGUCAUUCGUACAAGACCUCGGGGGAAGAGCAAUAACUACGAGAAAUUGGUGGAGGACGUGGAGACACUUGAAGAAGAGGUGGAGACCUUCCUGCAAGGUCUCAGGAAUUCGAGAUGAAAAAUAAAAUGAAAAAAUUCAAGCUUUCAUUCAUUGAGAAAUGAAAAAAGUAUUCCAUUGUAAAUAACUGACGUUCAAUAUAAAUCCUAUAUUUUUUAAAAUAUUCUCGGUAUAACUUAUGGAUAUAAAAAUAUGCCUUUUAUUGUGCACAAAUGCUUGAGUGGAAUGUUUCUGUUAAAAAGUUGAAAUUAGAAAUUCAAUGUAAGGAUUUAGUCAAAAUAUUUCUGAGAAAUUUGAACUGAGAGUCAGUCGUAUUUGACUAAGGAGAAUACUGGAGCUUUCAGUUUGGAUCGUCCACCUAAAUAGACUAGUUCCAUGAUGACGAGACACUCGACAACAUCAACUUCGAGAGAUUUUAGCAAUUGAACUGCAGCUGCCAUUGAUCCUGAGAAUAAGAAAAUCCAAUUUUAUUUAAUUCUCGUGUUCGAUGGAUUUUUUGCUUCUCAAUUUUUCGACUUAUUGUUGGAUUAUUUUGAAUACCUCCAGUUGCCAGCAGAUCAUCGACAAUCAGCACCCUCUUGCCACUGCUGAUGCUCUCAGUUUGAAUCUCAAAUGUUGCCUUUGGAUAGAAGAAAAUAAGAAUGAAAUGUGUAACCGAAGGAUCACAAGUUUAAGAAUAAAAAUUGUUGAAAAAUA